Pistacia vera is the source of this 11011-nucleotide messenger RNA. RefSeq lists its product as uncharacterized. Gene Ontology annotation, biological process: protein retention in Golgi apparatus; protein targeting to vacuole. Gene Ontology annotation, cellular component: extrinsic component of membrane. The record is from RefSeq and is a predicted model, not a curated record. NCBI's taxonomy places the organism in Eukaryota, Viridiplantae, Streptophyta, Magnoliopsida, Sapindales, Anacardiaceae. The transcript has 45 exons. Bases 106 to 10743 code for a protein of 3545 amino acids.
GGGAAGUCCUUGAAACUUAAGCCCUGGAUUCUGUUCAAACUCUUGCGUUUCUCUUCAAUACAGCCUCAUUCAAUCCAACAACUUGAGGCUUUUCAACUGACAAUAAUGUUCGAAGGGCUGGUGCGUCAGCUGUUGCUGGGGUAUUUAGGCCGAUACGUGAAAGAUAUUCAGAAAGAGCAGCUGAAAAUCACUCUUUGGAACGAAGAAGUUUUGUUGGAAAACGUGGACUUGAUUCUUGAAGCCUUCGAUUAUCUCCAGUUGCCUUUUGCUCUUAAACAAGGCCGUGUUGGGAGGUUGAGCAUCAAAAUUCCGUGGAAAAAGCUCGGCUGGGAUCCCCUUAUUAUCACUCUGGAAGAUGUUUUUGUUUCUGCAUCUCAACGGGAUGACCAAGAGUGGAGUUUGGAGGAAGUUGAAAGAAGAGAAUUUGCUGGAAAAAAGGCUAAACUUGCUGCUGCAGAGCUGGCAAAGUUGUCUAGGCGCGUAUGUGAUAAUCAGACUGGGCAAUCAUUUAUUUCAUACAUCACUGCUAAGGUUCUUGAUAGCAUCCAAGUUUCUAUUAGAAACUUCCACAUUUUGUACAGUAAUAUGCAACUUGACUCGGCACAGAUGAUGUUCGGCUUGAAGUUUUCCAGCUUGACGAUUAUGAAGCAAAAUAUGGUUGGGGCUAGAGCGGGGCAUGUAAACAAAAGUAUUGAGGUUAAAAGUUUGGAGAUUUAUUGUAGUACAUUCCAAUCAGAUGCUAAUUUGAUGAGUUCGGACAACACUGGAGAUUCCAAAUGCUGGAGCAUUGUAACAGCUGAAGGUGAUGAAAGCAAUAAAUUCAACCAUAUAUUGAAACCAUUGGAUGUCUUAAUAUCACUUACGGUGAACAGAUCAGGAAAGCUCGAUAAUGAACCACAGUAUUCUGUCAAUGCUGAGAUAACUAGAUUGGUCUUGUCAUUGGAUGAAGUUCAAUUGCAGCAAAUAUUUAUUCUAUUAGAUUACUUAUGCACAAGCCGAUUAAGGGAAAAGUAUGGACGUUAUCGUCCCAGGUGUAGUCCGUUAUCAAGAAAACCAGAUGGUUGGCAAAAGUUGUGGUGGCAAUAUGCUCAGCAAUCUAUCUUAUCAGAUGUCCGUAAGAAAUUGAAGAAAACUUCAUGGAGAUACCUUGGACAGCGACUGAAUUAUCGUCGGAAAUAUGUCAACUUAUACAAGACUAAACUUGAUUGUCUUCAACAAGAGCAGCCAAUUGAGGAAUCUGUUAUUAUGGAAUUGGAGCAAAUGGAGAAAGAUUGUGAUAUAGAUGACAUCUUAAGUUAUAGAUCAGCUGCUGAAUGUGAACUUCAGGAAGCCUUAAUGAACUCUUCAAAUUCCAGUAUGGGAAUGGAUGGUGGCACUUCCUCAAUUGAAAAAUCACGAAAUGAUGAGCAUUCAUCCAGCAGGUCCCGUGGAUGGUUGAAUUGGCUGUCCCGUGGUAUGCUUGGUGCUGGAGGGACAGAUGAUUAUAGUCAAUUCUCUGGAGUCGUCUCUGAUGAAGUUGUAAAGGACAUAUAUGAGGCGACAAAGUUCCAUCCUAUGGUUUUACCCAGUGUUGACGAGGAUGGAAAUGAUAAGUUCCACACAUGUGCCAUAAGGUUCAGCAUAGCUCGAAUUUCUGUGUCACUUUGGAGCAGGGAUUCUGGUCAAAAAAUUGCCAAGCUUGUCCUUGAAGGUGCAGUUAUUGAUUGCAAUAUUUGGGAAGAGUUGGCAAAUGUUACUGCUGUCGUCAAGUCAGCGAAGAUGGUUUAUCCACUUAACAAGAAAGUCAUUCUACUGAUGGGGGAGUCAUGCAAGGAAAAGGCACUUCAAAGUGAACAAUCUUCUUUAAGUGUACAAGUGGAUUUGUCUUCAAAGGAAGAUGUUGAAUUAUCCGUGAAGGUCAGGCUUCAACCACUUGAAGCGACAUGUGAUACAGAAUUUUUACUGAACUUCGUGGAAUUUUUUUCUGUAUUGAAGUCUUUCAAAUCUCUGCAUGAAAGGGUCCUCUCAUCAUUGAAUGGGAUCAAAGAUGUCAAGGCUCGAUUGUCAUCAAAGGCUGGAUACAUUUUAUCAAGCCACAAGAAUGUGAUGUGGGAUGUUAAUAUCACUGGUGUCACCAUAAAUCUUCCUUGGAGAAAUGUGAUUGCAGAAGAAAGUAAUCUGGUUUUGCAAUUGGGAUCUCUUCUUAUAAAAUCAAAAUCUGAUCUAGAUUCUCUUACAUUAAAUAUUGAAGAACAAUCCUCUAGCCUGAAACUCUUAUUGAAUGCUUGUUCCGAGGAUUUUACAAUGGGUUUCCGACUUCAGGAUCUAUAUAAUCACUUUGAGGUCAAACUAAAUGAUUUUGAGAUAAAGCUAGGACUGCCUCAUUAUCCUCAGAAAGUCCCUAUCUUAGAGAAGUUUUGUGCUUCAAUUGCCUUGGCUUGUAGCAUUAUUCCUGAUGAAUCAAUAUUAAAUCAGUUGGAGGUAAAUAUUGUUGUAUCACUGCUUCGUGGACACUUAUCUCCAUCUAUAUACGAAUCAAUUGUGUCAUUGAUUCUUCAUCUAGAUAUUCUGCAAUCAAGGACUGGGCCUGCGAGGCUAAAGCAUUCCAGUUCACCAAAUAUCACAUUGGAUCAAAUUGAGACUUCUGUUUUUGGAUUCUCUAUAUCUGCAAGUUUGGAGUCGGUCAGUUUAUAUGUUGACCUUGCAAAUGAUGGAGAAAACAGCUCUCUUCUCAUGCUUGCUCUACAAAAAUUAGAUUUCUGCUAUUCUCUGAAAGAACUUGAAAACUGCUGGAUCAGUAUGAAAGCCUUGAAGAUAAUCUCUUAUCCUUUGAGAGGUAAAGAUGACAGUCAUAUGUUGGCUUCAUGUGAGGAUGCGUUUGCUUCCAGUUCUUCAAAUCAGCAAAACGGGACUUCUGACCUUAGUGAUCAAAGUGAUAAUAAUGUUAACAAAAGCUCGUCCUCUGAAGUGUGCUUUUCUUUACAUUAUGAAGCUGGCAAGUGUGUAAAUAACACUUACAACAAGUGUACAGUAUGCUUGAAUGACGCUGAUCUCCACUGCUACCCAUAUAUAUUCGGUUUAUUAAUGGGAUUUUUUGAUAAGAUAUCUUCUUAUAGUGCUUCUGGUACUAGUGAGAAUUCCUCUAUUCCUACCGUGGAUGGUAAAAGUACAAAAACAGUGCCUCAUUUUGGAUUUCAAAAGUUUGGUUUCUCAAAUUUCUUUGAAACCGGAUCCUCUGAUCAUGCAAACAUUUCAUUGGAUAAUUAUCCAUUCAUUACCAUCUGCAAUUCUGGUUAUCUUGGUAGCCUUGAGAAUUCUCUUCUUUAUCGCAUUCCUGACUGGAGGAAAAUAUUCAAUUUAAGGGACAGAACAUUCAAAAGUCUGAGAUGCAAUUUAAAAAAGGGGUCUGAAAUGCUUAAUGCCUCAUCGUGGAAAUCCUCAUCUGAUAUGAUUACAUUCCCUGGUUCAGGCAGUUUUGAUGACACAAAUCAGUUUCUUAUUGAUAUCAACCUUUGUGAAAUCAGAGUUCAUUUCCAUGAUUCUUCAUGUACUGUUGGAACUGUUACUGUACCAUCUUCUAAAUCUGCAAUUUUGAUUUAUGAAAAUUGUGUGGAUUUAUUGUCUUCCAAUGUGGGAUUAGUUCUUACUUCUUCCUGGUGUACUAAAAAUUUCCAUAAGUGUCUGUGGGGCCCAUCAUCACCAAAUCUAUCUCCUAUUUUGAAUUUACGAGUGAGGAAAGGCAAUAUUGGAUCAUUGAGUACUCAGGUUGAAGUCAGCCUUGCUGUUCAGCAUGUUUGCUGUGUUUUGCCACCUGAAUAUUUGGCAAUAUUGAUUGGUUACUUUUCAUUGCCUGACUGGAAUUUAAGUGAGCAAACUGUUGCUGAACAAUCAAAUGAUAUGUUAUACAAGUUUGAAAUCCUGGACUCUGAUUUGAUUGUGCCAGUGGAAAAUGACGACCACCAGUUCCUGAAGGUUGAAAUUCAACAGCUGUAUUGUAGUUUCAUCCAUAAUUGUUCUUUAAAUAAUAUAUUGAUGGACAUUUCUCCCGAGUACAUGGUUCCUGCACAUAAACUUGCAAAACAUAAUCACUGUUUAAAUAUAUUUGGACGGGAUUUAUUCCUAUCUUUUCUGCCGUUCAAGGAUGAUGGAUAUGGCUGCUUGAUGGUUGAUCAAGAUACUGGAUAUGGAAAUAAUAUCUUAAUUGGACCACUUAGUGCUGAUGCUUGGGUGAGAAUACCCUGGGAAAGCGAAUCCACUUGUGGAAGUUCUUCAGCUCCAAUCUGUGUCAUGUCAAGACUUUAUCAUUGUCAAAUUAUUGCUAAUGAUUGCUACACAUUUGAUGGAUUUGAGGCUCUGCUAGAUGUCAUAGAUAAGUUUUCCUCCGUUGAUGUUGAAUCGAAGAUGUUUACAUCUGAUGUUCUACAUUUUCUUCAGCUAAAGAAGUGUCUAAUGGAAAAGGAUGUGGUUUCACCUGUUACCUCAGACAUGAUCUUCACAGAGGUCAAAUGUUGUGUUGAUUCAUUGUCAAUAAAAUUACUUCACUUGAGAAAAGACUCAGUUUUACUUAAACCAUUUGCAAAGGUGGAUAUGCAAUUUAUAUGCUCUGUGUCACUGAUGAAUGAGACACCCAUAAGCUUGGACUUGAAUUGUUUUUCUUUAGCCCUAUAUUCAUCAGUUAGUUCUGCCCUGUUAGCAAGAUGCAACAGUGACUGCAGCGCCCCAUCAGCUCUUGGUAUCUGUCUCUCAAAAUCUGAGUAUGGUGAAAACAGACUUCAUGUCUCUCUCCCUUCUCUUGAUAUUUGGCUACAUUUUUCUGACUGGACUGAGGUAAUUGACUUUUAUGAUUCCCUCUCUCAAAAAAUGUCAAAAACUGCAAAUACGGAUGUAUCAACAAAGAAUUCAGGUAUAGAUACAGAGGGUCAAAUUGAAAAUUUGGUGAUAACUGUUUCUCAAAGUGCUUUUCCAAGUUCAUGUAUGUCAACUUAUCAUGUCUCCAAGAACAUAAAGGAUGCAGCCGUCUUCAUUGUAAAGUCAGAAAAUAUAGGCAUUACAGUACAUUUUCCUAUUAGGCUCAAUGAAGCAGCAUUUCAAGAAGAUGAUGUAGCUGAAAUUCAAGAUGAAUGUCCCCAAAAGGAUUCACUUAACAUGGCUGUUGGGAAGCACAGUAAAUAUGUUGCUAUUACAACACAUAGUAGAUGUAGUGAACUACUUAUAUAUGGUGGAAAUGCCAAAUUAAAGAUUUUGCUGGAGAAGACAAGUGGCGUGGUGGGAACAUGCGAGGAAAAGAGUGUUAAUUCUUGGCCUUUUUUCCAGAUAUUACAAGUUAACGUGGAAACUGAGUUUUGUAGAGACCAACUGGAUCUUGUGCAUGUUAAUGUCUAUGUGCAGUGUGAUAGAUUGGAUCUGUUGCUUUCAUAUCAAGUACUCUACUUUUGGCAUGAUGUGGUUUUUGACACUCCUAAAGCAGGGUCUUCACAACUUGCAUUUCCUAGUAUGGAUCUUGAAAUCCGGUUAAGGAAGGUUUCUCUUCUAAUAUCUGAUGGAAGGUGGAGCUGUAGUGGACAUCUGUUGGAAAUCACUAUAAGGAACUUCCUAUUACAUUCUUGUGUGACUGAAAGCAGCAUGGAGAGCUCUGUAGCAACUGAACUUCAAGUGAACUACAGUAACAUACGGAAGGUCUCAUGGGAGCCUUUUAUCGAACCUUGGAAGUUUGAGAUGAAAGUAAUCAGAAAACAUGAGAUGAUUGCUCUUCUAAAUAGCUCCAUUAUUACCGAUAUUGAUCUCACAGCGACAGCACAGCUUAAUUUGAACUUUACAGAUUCCCUUGUUGAGUGUAUUUUCAGGACGGUUGAGAUGGUCAAGGAUGCUUGGGGACUGAUGGGGCCGGAAAAUCAUCCUGAAAACCAGAUAUUCUUGAAUUCUCUAAUGAGUGAAAAUAUAUCUGAAGGAAGAUAUGCUCCCUAUGUACUUCAAAAUUUGACUUCUUUGCCCAUUGUGUACAAUGUUUACCAGGGGCCACUCAGUUCUAGUGAAUUUGAUGUCUCAGAGAUGAAGGAUGGAAAAUCUGUGCAGCCAGGAGCCUCUAUUCCAAUUUAUCUUAAUGAAACUCCUGAUGAACAACUUUUUCAUUAUAGGAAUGCAUAUUCAUCUGACAGGCUCAGUGACAAGCAAUCAGAUGCAGUGACUCAUCAUUUCAUGACCAUUCAACUUGAUGGCACUUCUGUGCCUUCUGGCCCUAUUUCAAUGGAUCUUGUAGGGAUGACUUACUUUGAGGUCGAUUUUUCUAAGGCCUCAAAAGCAAAAGAAAUUGAGAGAACUGAGGAUAUGUCAAAACACAGUCUUGACAAUAUAGGGAAUGUUAACUCCAAUACUAAUAGUGGGUUUGUUGUCCCUGUUGUGUUUGAAGUUUCGGUACAGCGCUAUAGCAAGUUAAUACGGUUGUACUCAACGGUCAUACUUUCGAAUGCAACUUCAAUACCCUUGGAACUACGGUUUGAUAUUCCAUUUGGCCUAGCCCCAAAGAUCCUGGACCCAAUAUAUCCUGGCCAGGAAUUUCCACUACCUCUACAUUUGGCUGAAGCUGGUCGCAUGAGAUGGCGCCCUCUGGGAAAGUCUUAUCUGUGGAGUGAAGCACAUACUGUGUCUACUAUUAUUUCACAGGAGAGCAAAAUUGGAUAUCCAAGAUCUUUUGUUUGUUACCCAUCUCAUCCAAGCAGUGAUCCCUUUCGUUGUUGCAUAUCGGUUCAAAACGUUAUUUUACCUUCAUCUAGUAGCUCAAAACGAUCUUCAGCUCUUCAUGUGAAUAGUACUUUGAAGCAAUCAGUUGACAGUGGUGGUCAAGUAGUGCAUGAGUUCGAUCGCUCAAAGAAUCGAUCCAUUCACCUGGUGACGUUAAGUACACCCUUUCUAGUCAACAACUACCUUCCUGAGGCAGCAUCAUUGACAAUCGAAACUGGUGGAAUCACUCGUACUGCAUUGCUUUCAGAGGUGCAAACUCCAUUUCAUGAUAUUGAUCCCUCCCAUGACCUAGGACUGGAGUUCAAUUUGCGCGGUUUCAGACCUUCAGUUUUUAAGUUUCCACGUGCGGAAACGUUCAGUACAAUGGCCAAGUUCAGUGGAACAAAGUUUUCUUUAUCUGAAACCAUGACCUUGGAUCCUGAAUUAUCCAGUGAUCCAACAUAUGUUAUCCUAGAAAAGACUAUGGAUGCAUUCUCUGGUUUUCGAGAGCUCUUCAUUUUUGUUCCAUUUCUGUUGUACAAUUGCACUGGUUUUCCACUUGUUGUUUCACACUCUGCUGUGGAAAAGAAAGGAAGUGGCAGCACUAUUCCAUGCUGUUAUAAUUUAUUUGAUCAGGAACCACUACAAGGCAAAAAGGAUGGUCUAAGCCUUAUAUCCUCAGAUCAGGAUACUGAUCCUAGAGCUCCAUUGAUGGAUAGUCAGGGGAGUUCUUUUUUGAAAAAACACAUUGUUUCAACUAGGAAAAUAAAUCCUCAUUUUGGAAAAUUUCUGAGCAAGCCCGUCAUUUCUUCUGGUUCCUCUGAACUCCUAUAUAAUCAGUCAGUCAGGCAUGAAUUAGAGGGUCAAAAAGUUUCUUUAUCUGAUGUGAAGAAUAAUUUUUGUUCUUCCAGUCAACUAAAUUUAAGGGAAUCUGACUUUACUGAUAAUGGGGAUGGAAAGGUUCAUGCAUGCAUGUAUUCUCCUCUUCCCCUUUCCUCUACGAGUGAAAUUAUGGUUCGUGUAAGUAGGAGUCUUUCUGAAUAUGUUACACAGAACAUGCCCACUAAUUCAUGGUCAACACCAUUUCAUCUUGUCCCACCAAGUGGUUCAACAAGUGUUGUUGUUCCUCAAACAUCAUCAAAUGCUGCUUUUAUAAUUUCCGUAACAGCUAGUAGUCUUGCUGGACCAUUUGCUGGAAGAACACGAGCCAUUACUUUCCAACCCAGAUAUGUGAUUAGUAAUGCAUGCAGCAAGGCCUUAUGUUACAAGCAAAAGGGAACUGAUCUUGUGUUUCAUUUGGGUGUGGGACAGCAUUCUCAUCUUCACUGGACUGAUAUGACUAGGGAGUUGCUGGUUUCCGUUCGCUUUAAUGAACCUGGAUGGCAGUGGUCUGGCAGCUUCUUACCAGAUCAUCUUGGUGAUACUCAAUUAAAAUUGUGGAAUUAUGUUUCUGGUGCACUGAAUAUGAUAAGGGUGGAAGUGCAGAAUCCUGAUGUUUCCAUUAGGGAUGAAAAGAUUAUUGGAAGCCCCGAUGGGAAUUCUGGGACAAAUUUGAUUCUCUUAUCAGAUGACGAUACUGGAUAUAUGCCCUACAGAAUUGAUAAUUUCUCGAAGGAGAGGUUACGAGUUUACCAACAAAGGUGUGAAACUUUUGAUACCAUUAUUCACCCUUACACUUCUUGCCCUUAUGCAUGGGAUGAACCAUGUUAUCCUCAUCGUCUCACUAUUGAGGUUCCUGGUGAGCGAGUUGUGGGGUCAUACAUUCUUGAUGAUCUAAAAGAUCAUAUACCUGUUCACUUACCAGCGACGGCUGAGAAGCCUGAGAGAACAUUGCUUUUAUCAAUCAGUGCUGAGGGAGCAACAAAGGUGCUCAGCAUCGUUGAUUCAAGUUACCAUAUUUUGAAAGAUGAUAAAAAUCCUACCAACCUGCACUACCAAGAAAAAAAGAAACAAGAGCAGAAGCAGGAGAAGUUUGCUAAUUAUAGUGAGAGAUUUGCAUUUAAUAUUCCAUAUAUUGGUGUCUCCUUGAUAAAUUCAUAUCCACAGGAAUUACUUUUUGCUUGUGCAAAGAACAUAACAAUUGAUCUGCUUCAGAGUCUGGAUCAACAAAAGCUCCUUUUUCAGAUAAAUUUUUUACAAGUAGAUAACCAGUUACACACAACCCCAUAUCCUGUUAUUCUGUCCUUCAAUCAUGAACAAAGAAGCAAUGUAGCUGGCCACAAAACUAAGGAUGGUGGUGCAAUAUCGAAAACUGAACGGCUAUUGCAAAUUUCUUCUGACCGUACUUUUGAACCUGUACUCUACCUAUCUGUUGCAAAGUGGAGGAAGAAAGAUAUUGCAUUGGUUUCAUUUGAACAUAUAAGUUUGAGAAUAGCUGAUUUUUGCCUUGAACUUGAGCAAGAAGUAAUAUUAAGCGUGCUUGACUUUGUUAAAACUGUCUCUCCAAGGUCUCAGAGUACAGUCUUGCCAUUUUCAGAUUCCACACUGCGCCCUGUUACAUAUGAGUUGGGUUCUGUAAAGGACUCAUCUGUACAUGGUCAAACUUUUGAGUAUGUCAAAGCAAUACAGGACCAACAUUAUCGAAUGAAUGAUCCUGUGGUUCAUAAAAGUCAGAGAAGUGUUGCAUCAGUACCUUCAAUUGUUCCAAUUGGUGCUCCUUGGCAGCAAAUCUAUCUUUUGGCUAGAAGACAGAAGAAAAUCUAUGUUGAAUUAUUUGAUUUGUCCCCUAUCAAGUUUACAUUAAGCUUUUCUAGCAGUCCAUGGACGCUUAGAAAUGGGGUUCCUACAUCGGGAGAAUCACUUAUCCAUAGAGGUCUUAUGGCUCUUGCUGAUGUAGAAGGGGCACGAAUUCAUCUCAAAGAAUUAACAAUUGCACAUCAUAUGGCUAGUUGGGAAUCCAUUCAAGAAAUCCUUAUGAGGCACUACACUCGGCAAAUCCUUCAUGAAAUGUACAAGGUAUUUGGGUCUGCUGGUGUUAUAGGUAAUCCAAUGGGAUUUGCAAGGAGUUUGGGGCUUGGCAUUAGAGAUUUCUUAUCAGUUCCUGCCAAGGGUGUGUUGCAGAGCCCAACAGGACUUAUUGCUGGCAUGGCACAAGGGACUACUAGUCUUGUGAGCAAUACAAUAUAUGCACUAAGCGAUGCUGCCACUCAAUUCAGUAAAGCUGCACACAAGGGAAUCGUUGCACUUACAUUUGAUGACCAGGCUGUUGCUAGAAUGGAAAAACAGCAAAAAGGAGUAGCUUCACACAGUAAAGGUGUGAUAAGUGAAGUCUUUGAGGGACUUACUGGUGUCCUUCAGACACCAAUUAAAGAAGCUGAGAAACAUGGUCUUCCUGGUCUCUUUUCAGGAAUUGCAUUAGGAGUGACGGGACUAGUGGCAAGACCAGCUGCCAGUAUUCUUGAGGUUACAGGGAAAACUGCUCAAAGUAUUAGAAACAGAAGUAGGCUUCACCACAUAAGAUCACAGCGGUAUCGGGUCCGGCUUCCCAGACCUCUAAGUAGAGAACUUCCGCUUCGGCCUUACUCAUGGGAAGAAGCAAUUGGAACAUCUGUACUCAUGGAGGCCGAUGAUGGCUUGAAGUUCAAGGAUGAGGUCCUUGUCAUCUGCAAAGCACUCAAGCAAGCUGGUAAAUUUGUGGUUCUCACGGAGAGACUGAUACUGAUAGUUAGCUGUUCCAGCUUGGUGGACCUUGGGAAGCCUGAAUUUCAAGGUGUGGCUAUUGAUCCAGAAUGGGUGAUAGAAUCUGAAAUCGGUUUGGACAGUGUAAUCCACACUGACACUGAUGAAGAUGUGGUACACAUCGUUGGAAGCAGUUCAGAUGGUUUAGCGAGGCAGAACCAGCACCCGUCUAAAAGUGGAAGCAGCGGAACAAGGACAAAAUGGUGGAAUAACCCUUCAACCCCCCUCCCACUUUUCCAAACCAACUUGGAAUUGAAAUCCAGGGAGGAUGCAACAGAGUUGUUACAGAUACUGUUGGCUACAAUUGAGCAAGGCAAAGGAAGAGGCUGGGGCAGUGGGUAUCUUUUGCAUCAAAGUAAUAUCAGAUAGAAAAAAGUAUAUCAGAAUAUUGUUACUGAUCAUAAAAAUAGCUUGUAGCAGCAAACCCAGCAUCCUAUUCCUGGACUGAAGGAAAAGUCGUCUUUGACCUCAGCUGUUUGCCUCAUGGGGAGAGGGUUUGAGGGUUUCACUUGUAGAAUAUAAUUGACCUGGACCAGCCGUCUCGGUCAUACCAAUUUUUUCCUUGUAAAUUGAUCCUUUGAUCCUCUAUUUUGUACAGCAUUGUUGUGUGAGUAUAUUUUUGUGCCAUCUUUGUACA